Molecule: messenger RNA, 1395 nt
Organism: Colletotrichum truncatum
Lineage: Eukaryota; Fungi; Ascomycota; Sordariomycetes; Glomerellales; Glomerellaceae
Source: RefSeq, a predicted model, not a curated record
AUGCCGCUGCAAGGACAGGCCUCGUUCAGCACGGCAACGACUGCUGUUGCUAGCCAGAGCACUGCUUAUCCUUCUUUGGAAGAGUUCGCCAUGUUCAAGAACCCUCCCCCCAAGCCUGAGAUCAUGGAACCCAUGUGCGACAGUGCCUCUGAAAAACCUGACCAGGAGCACAAGCUUGAUCCGCGCCCUGUCACUCCAAACCCUCCUUCGCCCAUCUCGACCGACUCCUCAGACGACAAGAUCGCGGACGAUACACCUUCUACCAUACAUGGAGAGUCAAUGAUCUUCCCAAGACACCCACUCUCUAACAGAAAGCAUGCGGCCAAUGUCCCUACCACUCCUCGCUGGCCAUUCCAAGACGCCACACCUCGAGUAAUGGUACCCAUCACUCGUAGUGUCACAUCAUCAUCAAGCCCUUUCAAUCUGGGCUCUAAGAAAAGCCCUCCCGGCAAAGUCAGUGUGUCUGAAUCGCUCGAUGAAUUCCAGCUCAACCAUCCAAACGCGCGCCUCCUAGAGCUGCACCCGCCUCAACUUGCCUACAAUGAAACGACACGCAACCUUGCCAACGUCCCCGAGCUGGUUGAAAAGCCUCUUCAUCAGGCUCAAUCCGCGGAGACUAUUACAGAGGUCAACAAGAAGCAUUUUAACCCGUUCCGCGGCGGCCGUUGGAACCCUCGCUCACCCAAGGCCAAUGUUGGCCAACCCGAUGAAAAGCUCGACAGCAUUGCAAAGCCUACCACAGUCUGGUAUCAACGUCUUAGCCUUCAGAAGGACGCGUUCCGCGGAUCUGCUGCUAUUACACUCUUCCUGAUCGCCAACACAUUCAUCUCCAUCUCAUCACUGGUGACACUCACCGUCGCUGAUGUAGCUGCCCCGCCCGCCCUAAUCGUCUGGGUUAUUGUGAGCGUUACUACCUCUGCUUUCGCCAGUACCAUCAUUUUGCUCAUGAUUCGCUACCGUCGAGCCGUUGCAUUCGACGAAGAGAACAGAUUCCGUUCCUACCAGCCAAAGGUUUUCAGCGAGAGUGACGUUCAUCUUCCGGCUAGCCCCCGUGAAGUUGCCCAUCGACAGAAGCUUGGCUCAGCUCCCGUGCAAGGACACCAGUUCGAGCAAACAGUUCACCCGUCAGAGAAGACCGGCUCUGUCCCUGAGAUGGGACAAGUCACAUACGAGGUUCCGAUGGAUACAGAGGCCGAUCAGAUGGAUGACUUUGCAUUUGACGAUAGAAACAUCAUUGAUACGGUACCUCGCCAUGUGUCUGACGAGGAGCAGAUUGAGAGCUACUGGGCUGAUGUCCCCCUCACUUCACGUCCAAUGUGCGCGAAGUGUCAUAUUGAAGCUCUUAAAGCUACCGUGACCCAGACUCCCACCGACUCCCCACAAUCGAACAGCUAG